AUGGGCCACGGUCCUACCCCUGCUGUAGCUUUGUCGCCAUCCUUGAGCCUAAAUUGUCAGGAGGCAUCAGGCAGCGGCUUUGUUCAAUAUGUCGACACCGCGGUGAUGGAGCCGGAGUGUCUUCCUAUGACUGCUCCUGGGUGUCGUGCCAUGCCACUGAGCAACUGUGGUGGCGUGGCCGCCCCCUCACAAUCUGUGUCAUCGGCCGUGGUUCCUCUUGGCCACUGGUAUUGCCUCACCAUAGUUGAUGUACAGGACGCAGAGCCAGCAUGGUUGGAAAAGUGCCAUGCCCAAGGGGUUUAUGCAAUGCAUCAUUCAAGGAAGGGUGGGUGGCAUGAGCCACCAUCUAUGGAGUUGCUCUUCAAGUGCGUGGAUAAUCGUGAUAAAAUGGCCAAGAAGUUGCGUUCAGAGGGGAAAUCCUGUUCCUCCAACAUCUAUGUUGGCUCGCUCAACAAUCACCACUUCACGUUAGAUUUGCUGUAUGUAGAUGUGGCAUUUACAUGUGAUCAUGUUGAUAUCAUGGCUCUCAUGGACAUUGCACCUCCGAAGAAAAUCAAUCACCUUCACUCAUUCCUCCAGUACAAGAAAUAUCCUCCCCUCGUUCCCUGCUCACCACAACAGCACCCUCCCCCCAAUCAAAGCGAUCACAUUCAUCCUAUGGAGGGCAUCAUGUUUACGGCCACUUGGCUGCAGUCUAGGGUACAUCAAGAACCUUUUGACAUUGAACUCCAUUGUUUUGAGGUUCUUGUUAGUGCCCAUUCUCUCCAGCCUCAGGGCUUGUCGAAAUUCUCGGUGCCUAUGUGGCCAACGUCAGGCCCUAUGGGUUUUGUGAUUCACCAUGUUGCACGUUGGGCUCGUGAUGAGAUGAUGAGGAAUGGCGAAACACCAUCUAUCACCCGCUCGAGUGCCGAGAUGCUUCAAUACCACCCUAAGGGUAGCAACUUGCAAAUCGUGCUUGAACCGGAUCUUGAUCAGCCUCGCUACAUGAAACAUCUUGCCGAACCAUGGACACAUCUUAUCUGA
Molecule: messenger RNA, 1023 nt
Organism: Cantharellus anzutake
Lineage: Eukaryota; Fungi; Basidiomycota; Agaricomycetes; Cantharellales; Hydnaceae
Exons: 1
Coding region: 1-1023 (340 amino acids)
Source: RefSeq, a predicted model, not a curated record